Molecule: messenger RNA, 2034 nt
Organism: Silurus meridionalis
Lineage: Eukaryota; Metazoa; Chordata; Actinopteri; Siluriformes; Siluridae
Gene: tbx15
Product: T-box transcription factor 15
Exons: 9
Coding region: 152-1981 (609 amino acids)
Biological process (GO): cell fate specification; regulation of transcription by RNA polymerase II; positive regulation of DNA-templated transcription
Cellular component (GO): nucleus
Molecular function (GO): RNA polymerase II cis-regulatory region sequence-specific DNA binding; DNA-binding transcription factor activity, RNA polymerase II-specific
Source: RefSeq, a predicted model, not a curated record
AGUGUAGUGAAUCAAAUGGGGUUUUUCUUUACCCCGGAGCAGACUGGACUGCAGCUUUACAUCCCUUUAUUACAGUUCAGCAAGUCGUGCGCUCGGUGCUCGAGGGAGGCAUCGAUAAGGUUCACUCUCGGCUGGAUUUGCCGCGGGAGACAUGAGCGAGAGGAGGCGAUCGGCCGCCGCGCUGAGCUCCAGAGCGCACGCCUUCUCGGUGGAGGCCCUCAUUGGCACCAACAAAAAGCGAAAGCUCCGUGGCUGGGAGGAGAAGGCGCUCGAGCUCUCUAUGGAAAACCUCGCAAGCAACGGCCAGCUGGAAGACGGAGAAGACGCCGGUCAGUGUCUGGAUAUCGAGCCGGAUUGCGAGGCCAGUCCAGGCUCGGACGGUGAGGUGUUGGCGGAGAGAUCCUCGUGCUCUCUCGGUAGCCCCGCGGAUCUGAACCCCGCCGCCUCCAUGGAGGAGAUCCAGGUGGAGCUGCAGUGCGCGGACCUGUGGAAGCGCUUCCACGACAUCGGCACGGAAAUGAUCAUCACCAAAGCAGGAAGGAGAAUGUUUCCUGCCAUGAGAGUUAAAAUCGUGGGACUGGAUCCACAUCAGCAGUAUUAUAUAGCCAUGGACAUAGUACCGGUGGACAACAAGAGAUACAGGUAUGUUUAUCAUAGUUCAAAAUGGAUGGUGGCUGGAAAUGCAGACUCUCCUGUUCCCCCACGUGUGUAUAUCCAUCCGGAUUCACUGGCCUCUGGGGACACAUGGAUGAGACAGGUGGUCAGCUUUGACAAACUGAAACUCACUAACAAUGAGCUGGAUGACCAAGGACAUAUCAUCCUACACUCCAUGCACAAAUAUCAACCACGUGUUCAUGUGAUCCGGAAGGACUUCAGUAGUGAGCUCUCUCCUACUAAGCCAGUGCCCACUGGGGAAGGUGUGAAGACCUUCAGUUUCCCUGAAACUGUUUUCACCACAGUCACAGCAUAUCAAAACCAACAGAUUACCCGACUAAAGAUUGACCGCAACCCAUUUGCUAAAGGUUUCCGGGACUCAGGGAGAAACAGGACUGGUCUGGAGGCGAUCAUGGAAACAUAUGCCUUUUGGAGACCACCUGUGAGGACGCUUACUUUCGAGGAUUUCAGUAACAUGCAGAAACAGCAAGGAGGGAGCACUGGCACAUCUCCUACUACCUCAAGCACUGGAACACCAUCUCCUUCAAGCGCGACUCACCUUCUCUCUCCCUCAUGCUCUCCUCCCACUUUUCAUCUUGCUCCGAACACCUUUAAUGUGGGCUGUAGGGAAAGCCAGCUGUGUAACCUCGGGCUGUCUGAGUAUCCUGCCUGUGCCCGAAGCAAUAUGACAACCUUGCAGGGCUAUGGCGGACUGACCGAUGGAUCCUACGGCCGUCUCCAGUCAGCAGGGGGCAGCAUGGCUUCCGCCCAGCCUUCAGACUCUUUCCUGCCCCAGAGGACUUCCUCUUUAAUUGCAGCAGGAAUGCAAGGAAGCACUCACACCUCAUUGCCCACCAGUAGUAAUGGCGGAGGCAGCAACAGUGGCAAAAUGGAUGCUUAUGGAAGUCAGUUGUCAUCUUUCCCCACCUCUCAGCUUCAGUAUGUGAUGCAGACAGGGGCAGGUACAGGCUCUGGCUCGUCCUCUUCAUCAGGGACUUCCCCUUCCUCGGCUCACAUGUUUACCGGGAGUCAUCACCACAUGCAGCAGGGCUCAUACAAUGCCUUUUCUUUGCACAAUCCCUACAACCUCUAUGGAUACAACUUCCCAGCUUCUCCACGCCUGGCCACCAACUCAGAGAAAUCUCAGGGCGGCCUGCUAUGCUCAUCCUCUUCUGCUGGUGCCUUUGCUGAGCGUCAAUAUCUUUCCAGUGGCAGUAUGGACAGCAUGCACAUGAUAGGAAAUCCCAGCAGUAGCCAGCAGGUGUCCACAGCCUGUGAUGGUCGCCAGUAUAGCUCUUCCACUCAAAUGUCUAUGCACAUGGUUUAAAAAUAUGAUAAAAAAAGGUAAAACUUUGUGCGUCAUCAAUGCAUUAAGUCAAA